AUGACUUUAACUGGGGUUAAAGCUAAAGAGCUCCUUAUGUGGUUAACACUUACUGAAAUCUGUGUGGAUGAUCCACCAACUGGAAAAAUCCAUUUCAAGGCUACAUCUGGACUUUCUAGGACUUUUCCUGUGUCAGCUUUUGAGGUUGAUGUGCCCAAGAAAGAACAAGUAAAAGAAGAAGUCAAAGAAGAUGUGAAUGAAGUUGUGAACAAGGAGAACAAAGAAGUGAGUGUUGCUGCUGCUGCUGCUGCUGCAGUGGAAGUGAAAGAGGUGUAAGAAAAAACUAUUGUUUGCUUGCAUCCAUAAUUAAUCUAAUUAUCUUUGCUUAUUGAAAAAGAA
Molecule: messenger RNA, 339 nt
Organism: Nicotiana attenuata
Lineage: Eukaryota; Viridiplantae; Streptophyta; Magnoliopsida; Solanales; Solanaceae
Exons: 1
Coding region: 1-276 (91 amino acids)
Source: RefSeq, a predicted model, not a curated record